Capsaspora owczarzaki ATCC 30864 is the source of this 1607-nucleotide messenger RNA. RefSeq names its product Rpn1 protein. Bases 40 to 1416 code for a protein of 458 amino acids. The transcript is spliced from 2 exons. Lineage: Eukaryota; Filasterea; Ministeriida; Capsasporidae. Gene Ontology annotation, cellular component: membrane; oligosaccharyltransferase complex. The record is from RefSeq and is a predicted model, not a curated record.
CCUCCUUUCCACUUUUCCCUCCUCUUCCAUCACCAACAAAUGCGCGCAUUCGCUCUGCUGCUGUUGGCUGCCGUGCUUGUCGCAUCAACAACGGUCGCUGCUGCGUCUGCAUCAGAGCCGUCGCUGCGCAUCAAGACGGCCGCCCGCCAGAUCGACCUCAGCACCCACCUCACCCGCAUCACCCUCGAUCUGACUGUUGAGAACACUGGCUCUGCCGCUGCAAGCUCGCUGCUCGUUGCGCUCGAGGGCGAUCGCGACCCGUCGCUCGUCUCUGCCAUUGCUGCGCCGUCCCCAAAGACCCAGCUCGCCGUCGCACGCGAGCCCGCAGCUGACGCCCGGCUGUUCCGCAUCACGCUCGAGUCGCCGCUCGCCGCUGGCAAGUCGAUCGAAGUGACCGUCCGAUUUGUGGUUGCUGGCGCCCAGACUGCCCACCCGCGCGAGAUCACCCAGCAGGAAGUCCAGCGCGCCCGCUUUGUCGGCCGCCUGCACGUUCCCAGCCCGUACCAGGUCGCUGAGCAGACCACGACUGUCACGCUGCCGUCGAACAAUGUCGUGCAGUACACUCGCACCAAGCCCGUCUCGGCGUCCGGCUCCACGAUCAAGUACGGCCCGUACCACGACGUUGCGCCCUUCAGCGUUGCCCCGCUCUCGGUGCACUUUGAGGCGGCCACCCCUUUCCUGACUACCCGCUCCGUCAAGCGCUUGAUUGAGGUCUCGCACUGGGGCAACAUUGCCGUCGAGGACGUCAUCCACCUCCAGAACACUGGCGCACAGCACAAGGGCGAGUUUUCGCGCUACGACUACCAGCGCGGCCAACCCGCCGGCCACAUUGUCCGCAGCUUUGCCUCGCACCUCCCGCUCUCUGCGCGCGACAUUUACUACCGCGACGUUAUCGGCAACAUCUCGACCUCGCACGUCCGCGAGGGCGACUCUGAGGUCUUGGUCGAAGUCACCCCGCGCUUCCCGCUGCUCGGCGGCUGGCAGACCGUCUACACGCUCGGCUACAACCUGCCGACCGCACCCUUCCUUUACACUGGCUCGAGCGGCUUCAAGCUGACCAUCCCGUUCCUCGACCAGAUCCACGACACGCUUGUUGUGGAGGAUGCUGAGGUUCGCGUCGUUCUCCCCGAGGGAGCCGCAAACAUCCAGGUGCACACUCCCUUCGAGGUCGAGCAGUCGCGCGAUGUUCACUUUACCUACCUCGACACCACCGGCCGCCCCGUUGUCGUCCUCAAGAAGCAAAAUCUCGUUCGCGAGCACCUCGAGCAAUUCACAGUCACGUACACCUUCUCCACCACCUCAAUGCUCCAGGAGCCAUUGCUGGUUGUUGGCUUUUUCUUUGCGCUCUUCUCGACCAUUCUUGUGCUCAACCGCAUUGACUAUUCCAUCUCAGCGCCCAAGACCAAGAAGGAUUAAGAGUUUUUAAUACUUUUUCAAAACAAAACGCAAUCUGGGUUUCUUUUCGAUUGCUACUUCCUUUUGGAUUUGAGUCCUUUUUUUUUCUUCAUAUUUAGUGUGCGUUUGUGUGUUGUUAUGUGCGUGUGUGUCGUGCUUUGGAGACUUUUUGUUCUUUUUGAGAUCAUAAAAAUCGCUCAAGUAUAAUGCAA